Pseudozyma hubeiensis SY62 is the source of this 1230-nucleotide messenger RNA. RefSeq lists its product as hypothetical. The transcript has a single exon. Gene Ontology annotation, molecular function: phosphoprotein phosphatase activity; protein binding. The record is from RefSeq and is a predicted model, not a curated record. Lineage: Eukaryota; Fungi; Basidiomycota; Ustilaginomycetes; Ustilaginales; Ustilaginaceae. Bases 1 to 1230 code for a protein of 409 amino acids.
AUGUCCGCAUCAAAGUCCGAGUCCACCGACAGAACUUCCCCGCAAGCAAGCCAUAACUCAUCCUCGUCGAGCAAAUCAUCGUCGGAGGCUGGCCCGUCGCGUUUGACGCCGCCCUCCGAUCGUAUGGACGACGAUAUGGGUGCCGAUGCUUCUGCUGCGCCCAUGGUUGCAUUUUCGAUCAAGUAUCAGCGCACGUUCCUCUCGGCAAGGCUCGCAGAAGACGAGACGGUGGCGGAUCUCAAAGCCAUCCUCUUUUCCAUGACAGAUGUGCCUCCAGAAAGUCAGAAGCUGCUUGGGAUGGUCAAGGGCAAACAGCCAAGCGAUGAGACGCAUCUCGGCACCAUUCCGUACGCCCCUGCUGCACUGCGAUCUCGUCCUGCUGCCACAAAAGCUGAAAACAUCACGACGGAUACCGCUGCUGAUGCCGACAAGGCGUGCAAGAUCACCGUGCAGUUCACGCUGCUCGGCACACCAGAGGCGAGCCGCUUCAAGGAUCAGAUCAUCCACAAUGUGUCGGCCACCGACCAAGAUGCGGUGCAGGACCUCGACUACGUGGACCUCACCAAGAAAGAAGAGACCAAGGUCAAGCCGCACGACGAUCCAAAGAAUCUCGCCAAGCUCGAAAAGACGAUCCAACGCUUCUCUGAUUUUCCCAUCAUCAAUCCGCCACGCCCAGGUAAAAAGCUUCUUGUGCUCGACCUUGACUACUGUAUCGCCGACACCAAACGGCUGCUGGAUCCCAACUCGCCCGCUUCGUUGGCUGCUCGGCCAGGGCUGCACGAGAUGCUGAAAGCCGUAUACCCUUACUACGAUAUUUGCGUCUGGUCCCAGACCUCUUGGCGAUGGCUCGAGAUCAAACUCGUCGAGCUCAACAUGCUGGGCAACACUGACUACAACAUUUCGUUCGUGAUCGACCGCACGCCCAUGUUCAAGAUCCACUCUGCGGUGGGCACCCACGAGGUCAAGGCGCUCGAGUUCAUCUGGCGAAGGUGGCCCGAAGUGUACGGCCGCCACAAUACGAUCCACAUUGACGACCUCAGCCGCAAUUUCGCCAUGAAUCCUCGCAACGGCCUCAAGAUCAAGGCUUACAAAGACUCACCCAACUUUGACACCGAGUUUGUGGCGCUUCGCAGAUAUCUGUUGCAGCUUGCACACCCGAGCGUCACCGACUUUACAAAGUAUGAACAUAUGCGCAGUGCUUGGAAGCAUUUUCAGGGCCCUGAAGUGUAA